UCAUUACAACAUCCACAUCGGAAGAAGUUGUCCUGUUACAUGGUCAUAUCCAGCUCCGUACCAAACGUAUUUCAGACGAUCAGUUCAGUUUGCGAUUAUCCUUGUUGAUGAUUGGAUCGAGAUCAAAUGAUUUUUGAGUCCGAUGUAUAUGACCAUUGAGUGCCAUUUUUGAAGUGUGUGGUUUAUUCAAUAAUUUCGUUUUGAUUUUAUCAGUGAUGUACUUGACAUUCUUAAGAGAUAAUAGCUAAUCAUUAUGAACCGAACACAUUGGCGCAUAUAACUUUAGUUCGCGCUUUUCUGUCAUCUGUUGAAUCGAUUUUCGAAAAUGGGUGCCACCUCCGGUAUGAUGAUCUAUAUGAUCUCGGCUAUUGCUCAGAUCAUCUCCUUCGUGUGUGGUACAUGCCUAACAUGGUCAUCUCCAGUCCAAACUAUACUGAACAGUACAAGUACAACCCCUCUAGACCAAGUAUAUGACCCUGACAGUUCUGAAACUGCUUGGAUCACCUCUCUACUCACAGUUGGUGCAAUUUUUGGCUCUCCUUUAUUUGGAAUGGCUGCCGGAAAAUUUGGUAGAAAACCAAUAUUGGUAUUCCUCGGAGUUCCAUUUGUCAUCAGUUAUUUACUGCUGGCAUUUUCCAAAAAUCUAUACUGCUUCUACUUCGCAAGAGCAUUCUCAGGCUUGGCCCUUGGCGGAGUGUUCACAGUAAUCCCAAUGUACAGCGGAGAGAUUGCCGAAGAUUCCAACAGAGGCAUGCUGGGAGCUGCAAUGAACUGUUUCAUCACCCUGGGAUUGCUAGCAUCUGUGACUUUAGGUCCCUACAUCGACUUCAUGUGGUUCAACGUGAUUCUAACGAUAUUUCCAGCUAUGUUCGUGGUGUUAUUCUUAAUAUUCUGCCCUGAGAGUCCUUAUUUCCUCAUCAAAAAAGAUUUCGGCAAGGCUGAAGAAGCGCUAAGAUUGAUUAGAGGCACCUACGACGUCAGCAAAGAGUUGAGUAUCAUUAAAAAUACUGUUGAGAAGUCUGAAGGUGGAUCUUUCAUGGAUAUAGUCCAAGAUAAAGGCAAUCGUAAAGCUUUCCUGAUAGGUGCAGGACUCAUUUUCUUCCAGCAGUUCUCAGGUAUUAAUAUUGUCCUCUUCAACGGCACUACAGUCUUCGAAGCAGCUGGAGGUGACAUGCCUCCAGAGUAUGGACCAAUCAUAAUCGCCAUAGUACAAUUCUUAACCAGUUUCAUCACACCCAUAUUCUCCGAUAGGUCUGGAAGAAAAAUUCUGCUGUUUAUAUCUCAUACUUGCAUGUUAACAGUACAGAUAUUCUUCGGUUUGUAUUUCUUCAUGCAGAAAAACGACCCGAGUUCCGUCGAGAACUACAGUUGGCUACCAAUCACAACUCUAGUUAUCUACAUCACAGCUUACAACACUGGAUCUGGACCCAUACCUUGGGCUGUGUUGGGAGAGCUCUUCCCAUCGAACAUAAAAGAUUUGGCAGCCUCUGGAGCAUCAGCAGUAUGUUGGAUCUGCGGUUUCAUCAUCACUUUCACAUAUCCCUUCUUCAAAAAUUCAAUUGGAAUCGGUAUUACUUUCUGGAUUUUCAGUGGUUUUGGAGUGUUCGCAGCAUUGUUUAUUGUAAUGUUCGUGAUUGAAACUAAAGGAAAAAGCUUACAACAAAUUCAGGAUGAAUUGAGCUCGUGAGUUGAACAGAAAGCAGCUGAAACGAUCUAACGAUGGUUAUUAUUAGUAAAAUUAAAAAAAAAGGACAGAACAAUUGAAUUUGACUCAAACGUGAAAGUAGGAAAAUGAAAAAUUGACAAAUUAUUUAUAGUAGUUAAUGGACUUGAGAAUAUUAUUUCUGUUCGUGAAAGAGCUGUAAUGAUACAUUGCAAUUUAAAAAAUGUAAAUAUGAUCUGACUUAUUUCAAGUCAUAUAUCUUAUACAUUCCAUAUUAUUUAUUUAUAUUUCUUAUAAUAAAAUGAAAAUAACUUA
Molecule: messenger RNA, 1978 nt
Organism: Harmonia axyridis
Lineage: Eukaryota; Metazoa; Arthropoda; Insecta; Coleoptera; Coccinellidae
Product: facilitated trehalose transporter Tret1-like
Exons: 2
Coding region: 326-1687 (453 amino acids)
Biological process (GO): transmembrane transport
Cellular component (GO): membrane
Molecular function (GO): transmembrane transporter activity
Source: RefSeq, a predicted model, not a curated record